Arachis duranensis is the source of this 2074-nucleotide messenger RNA. Its product is annotated as RNA polymerase sigma factor sigF, chloroplastic. The transcript has 9 exons. Lineage: Eukaryota; Viridiplantae; Streptophyta; Magnoliopsida; Fabales; Fabaceae. Gene Ontology annotation, biological process: regulation of DNA-templated transcription; DNA-templated transcription initiation. The record is from RefSeq and is a predicted model, not a curated record. Bases 221 to 1906 code for a protein of 561 amino acids. Gene Ontology annotation, molecular function: DNA-binding transcription factor activity.
CAAAAUAGAAGAGCGAAAUCUGAGGUCUGAAAUAAGCUACGAAGACUUUAGCUUCUGCUUUAUCUAUAUUAUCCAUAACACAAUACUCACAUACAGCUUCUACUUCUACUUCUACUUCAACACAAUGAAUCAAGCAACAACACAAUCCAACUUACUACUUGCUACUACUACUAGUAGUUUAGUACUAUGAUAUGAUUUCUUAGUACUUUCAGUUUCAGUUAUGGAAUCUGUAACAAACAUGUUUUGUUCCUCUUCACCUUUUCCUUCUAGAGCUUUUCAUUGCAACAAUUCACCUCCUUCUUCUCCUCCAGUUUUGACGCUCCGCGAACAGGUCGGCCUCACAUUUUCCUCUUGUUCUUCUAGCAUUUCAGCACAGCAAUUUCCUACCUCGGUUCUUUUACAAGAGCCACGUGAUGAAUAUAAAUCUCUUUUGCACAUGUAUAAGGACGAAAAGACGUCUCAGAUGGAUAGUGCCCUGGUUGAUGAAGAGAAUGACACUGCCACUGCUGAUCAAUUAGUGCAUGAUUUUAGGAAGCAAUUGCAUGUUUGGUCUCAUUUACAGAACAUAUUGAGUUCUUCGGGAAUAGAAGACAUUGCUGCCUCUUCGACUACAGAACGUGUCGCUCUUGACUCUGAGAGGCUGGCAGAUGACUUGCAAUGUAAUGCAGUUUCUCUUGCUAUGAAAGCGUUGUCAGCAUCAAAACAAGCGGCCUCAGUAGUUGAAGACUUGAAAUCACUUAAAGCUGAUGAUGAUGAAUCUCUUCAUUUUGGUUUGGAUGUCCCUUCGCUUCGAAGCAACAAAACUGUGAGGUCAACACGACUUCUAGAGAGACGAUCAAAACAAAGAAAAGCGCCAAAGUCUAGAGCUAAGGAUGAUGAAACUUACCUUCCAAGAAAGGAUAAUGCUCAAGGAAGACUACGCGUAGGGAAGAAAAUAAAUGCAGAACUGAACCAAAAUGAUGCGCUGCACAUGUUCUUGUGGGGUCCUGACACAAAGCAACUUUUGACACUUGAAGAAGAGUCUAAGUUGAUUUCUCAGAUACAGGACUUAAUGAGAUUAGAAGAAGUGAAAACCAGGCUUCAGUCUCAGUUUGGGAGGGAACCAACUGUCGUAGAAUUGGCUGAGGGUACGGGACUUAGCUGCCGAACGCUGCAGAUGCAGAUUCAUUGUGGUAACAGAAGCAGAGAAAAGCUGAUACAAGCUAAUUUACGCAUGGUAGUUCAUAUUGCGAAAAAUUAUCUGGGUCGCGGCCUUAGCCUCCAGGACUUAUUACAGGAGGGAAGUAUGGGUCUAAUGAGGAGUAUUGAGAAGUUUAAACCACAAGUUGGCUGCCGUUUCAGUACUUAUGCAUACUGGUGGAUAAGGCAAUCAAUCCGAAAAGCCAUAUUCAAACAUUCCCGGACAAUCCGUUUGCCCGAAAACAUAUAUAUCCUUUUAGGAAAGAUAUCUGAGGCAAAGAAACUAUACAUGCAAGAAGGAAAUCUAGAACCAACCAAGGAAGAAUUAGCAUUGAGGGUAGGGAUUACACGAGAGAAAAUCGACCAUUUGCUAUAUGUUGCAAGAAAUCCAGUUUCUAUGCAGCAAACUGUCUGGGCAGACCAAGCUACAACUUACCAGGAAAUUACAGCAGACACCACAAUUGAGACCCCAAACACGACAGUUGAAAAACAACUAAUGAGACGGCAUGUGCUCAACCUCCUACGUAACUUACGCCCAAAGGAAAGGAAGAUCAUCCGCCUAAGAUUUGGUAUUGAAGAUGGCCAACAGAAAUCUUUAUCAGAAAUCGGAGAAAUAUUCGGUUUGUCUAAGGAGAGGGUCCGUCAGUUGGAGAGUCGAGCAUUGUUCAAGCUUAGGCAGUGUUUGGUGAGUCAAGGUCAUGAUGUUUACUCAGACUUGCUUGUAUAGAACCAUGGCCUGCACAAUUUUUCUAGCUACGUUUUUUUAUAGCAGUAAUAGCUAGGUGACGUUUGGUAAAUGAAUAUCCAAGUGUUAUAAAGGUGAGGCUUAUGUUAAUAUUGUUUCCACAGAUAAUUGUUGUAUUUAGCAUUAAUAAUAAAUGGUUCAUUAUUUAAA